AUGGAGGAUACUAUGGACUCAUCCAUGAAGAUAAUCGCGUCAUGGGAUUACGAAACCUCAGAUAUCUCCCCCAAUACAUCCUUGUUCAACCACCAUAGCCGCCUAGAAGUCCUCGAAUUCAUGCGUGCUGUCAAGGACUUACACGCUGCUAUCCAAUUCUUCGCCACUACAUCUGCUUUCUUCUCCGCUACAUCUGCUAACUCCGCCAACCACCCGCCUCAUAAGAAGAUUGUUUCAUCACAAAACUUGCUUCGUGUAGCCAAAAAACGCCUUAGUAGUGAAUUUUUUUCUCUUCUUAAGGCGAAUAGUAAGCAUCACAUCGACUAUUAUUCUGUUGAAGACGAUAAUUCUCAUUCAUCAUCUGGUGACCUUUCUACACUUAAUCGCAAUAAUUUUGAGAAUAAUAAUAUCUUCACCGUAACAAACUAUAAUAACAACUCAUCAGAAGAUCAUUCUACCACGGAAGAAUCAUCCGCCAUGGCUGACCUUAAGUUGAUCACAGAUUGUAUGAUGAGCGCGGGAUUUGGGAAGAAAUGUCUUAAGAUAUAUAAGCUCACGAGACGGUCUUUUGUUGAUGAUGUUCUGCUUAAACUUGGUGUUCGUAGACUGAAAAAAUUUCAGGUUCAGAAAUUUGAUUGGGAAACAAUUGAUGCGAAAAUGAAUAGAUGGUUAAAAAUAGUUGGAACUUGCGUGAAAGUAUUUGGUAAUGAGAAGAAUUUAUGUGAACAUCUUUUCUCUGCAUCUACGUUGUCAUCUGUUACAGAAACAUGUUUUUCAGAGGUUUGUAAAGAGGCUGCCCUACUUUUAUAUAGAAUACCUGGGAAACUUGCGAAACACUCAAAGAAAUCUCAUGACAAAAUCUUGAAGUUCCUUAAUCUUUAUGAAGGAAUGUCCGAGGAUAUAUCAGAAGUUGAUCGAAUCUUCUCAUCAGAAGUGACCUCAGCUGUUAGGUUACAGCUGAGGUCAUCUCAUGGACGUGUUUCUGAAACAGUCAAAUUAAUGGUAACAGAAUUCGAGGCGUCCAUUCAUAAGGACGCCUCAAAAGGUUUGGUUUCAGGAGGAGCGGUCCACCCUUUGACUAAACAUGUGAUUAACUAUUUAGUCAAUCUUUCUCAUAACGCAAUUUUACUAGAUAAAAUCCUUGCGGAUUAUCCAGUAAGCUUGCAGUCUCCGUUACCAGAGAGUUAUUUCGAAGGCGAAACAUUGUCCUCCCCCGUGGCAUUGCAAUUCGCUUGGUUAAUAUUGGUAUUACUAGGUAAACUAGAUACUAAAUCGGAGCUUUACAAAGAUGCCGCUCUUUCUUACCUUUUCUUAGCCAAUAACCUACAAUACGUUAUAAAUCAAGUCAAGUCAACAAAAUUGUACAACGUGUUAGGUGAAAAAUGGGUUACCAAACACACUUCAAAAGUUGUACAAUACGCCGCAAAUUAUGAAAGGAUGGGUUGGGGCAGAGUGAUAUCAUCGUUACCAAAAGAUAUAACGAUAGAGAUUUCACUUGACAAAGUUAAAGAUAGUUUUAAGAGAUUCAACAUUGGAUUUGAGGAAGAGUAUCGGAAGCAAGUGGAUUGGAUUGUACAAGAUUCUAAGCUAAGGGACGAUAUGAAAGCGUCAAUUGUUAGAAAAGUUGACUUAAGAUAUAGGAAAAUGUAUGAUAAAUAUAAGGUUGUUUUAGCCAAAACUAGAGAAAGAGGUAAAAUUGAUUCUGUUAUUAAAUUUACCCCUGAAGAUUUAGAAAAUUACUUGUCAGACCUACUUGAUGGUCAUGAAGAAGACGACGACGUUUCGGGGAGUAGAGGAAGUGUUGAAACGACGUCGUAUGAUGGGAAAGAGAACCCAGUUCUUCAACGACGUAGUCGACGUCUUCUUCUUUUGGUUCGUCAACAUCAUCAUCAGUAA
This is a messenger RNA of Beta vulgaris subsp. vulgaris (sugar beet), 1896 nucleotides long. Its product is annotated as exocyst complex component EXO70H1. Gene Ontology annotation, cellular component: exocyst. Gene Ontology annotation, molecular function: phosphatidylinositol-4,5-bisphosphate binding. The record is from RefSeq and is a predicted model, not a curated record. The transcript has a single exon. Gene Ontology annotation, biological process: exocytosis. NCBI's taxonomy places the organism in Eukaryota, Viridiplantae, Streptophyta, Magnoliopsida, Caryophyllales, Amaranthaceae. The coding region runs from base 1 to 1896 and encodes 631 amino acids.